CUAGCGGUCAGUACCGAGCAGCGCAACACAACCACAACAAACAUGGCGUCUGUCCGCCGCCGUCCCGACAGCAGCGCUGCUUUGGAGUAAAUUAACAGGUUUCCAACCGAACAGAAGUCUUUGAAAGGGGUUAAAAGUUAAGUAAGAAUCCCGUUACUUCAGAGCAGAUCAAACUAACUGUUAAAAGCGGCUUGUUUUUAACGGGAAUGACAUAAACUGAGAGGUGACGGAGCUUCGCUUCCAUCUGCAGCUCGUAGCGGGAGUCUCUUGUCCGGAGGGGUCAUGUCCCGCCUCGCCGUGGUGUGUGGGGGCUCCAGGGGGAUCGGGGCAGCGGUGUCCCGCCUGCUGGCACAGAGGGGCUGCAGGGUAGCUGUUCUCUCCAGGAACGAAGACGCUUCCCGGGCCGCGGUGGCUGCUCUGCCCGGAGACCACCAUGUGGCUUUCAGCUGUGACGUCUCCAAAGAGCAGGAGGUGCAGAGAACCUUUGAAAGCAUCAGGAGGACCUGUGGACACGUGUCCUACCUUGUGAAUGCUGCGGGCAUCAACAGAGAUGCUCUGCUGCUGAGGUCCAGGCCGGAGGACAUGCUGGCUCUGCUUCACACUAACCUGCUGGGCUGCAUGCUGACCUGCAGGGCGGCGCUGCGGGACAUGCUGCACAUGCAGGAGGCGGCCAUCGUUAAUAUAGGCUCGGUGGUGGGCCUCAAAGGAAACGCCGGCCAGUGCGUCUACAGCGCCACCAAGGCGGGUUUAGAGGGCUUCACUCGCUCUCUGGCGAAGGAAGUGGCGUCGCGUAACGUGAGGGUGAACCUGCUGGCUCCAGGCUUCAUCCGCACUGACAUGACCGGCGGGCUGAGUGAGGAGCAGACAGCGCGCUCAGUCCCCAUGGGGAGGUUUGGUGAGCCGGAGGACGUGGCGCUGGCGGUCCUGUUCCUACUGGAGUCGGCGUACAUCACAGGACAGGUGUUGGUGGUGGAUGGGGGGCUGCAGCUCGCCAUGUAGAGGACGCUCCGACCCGUCAGCCAGAGACGGACGGUGACUAAUGCCGCCGACUCCAGAGAGUCUGGAUUUGAAUCAUCGGAUUUACACUGUUAGUCUUUUUCCGUGACUGUAGAGCCCCCGCCUGUGAUCGUUACGCCUUUGUCCCACUGGGAAACCCCCCCGGGACAAAAGUUUGACUUAUAUAAAUGAUGCCAGCCUGGAAAACCAGAACCAUCCGAAAACAUCACAUGUGUUAAAGUCAAGGCCCGGGGGCCGGAUCCGGCCCUCCAGAUCAUUUUAUUUUAUUGUUUUUAAUGACCUGAUGUUAUCUUGUACUUAUGUCUAACUUGUAUAAUUUCUACAGCUUUUUUU
This is a messenger RNA of Oryzias melastigma (Indian medaka), 1350 nucleotides long. It is a transcript of the gene cbr4, whose product is annotated as carbonyl reductase 4. Gene Ontology annotation, biological process: fatty acid biosynthetic process. NCBI's taxonomy places the organism in Eukaryota, Metazoa, Chordata, Actinopteri, Beloniformes, Adrianichthyidae. The record is from RefSeq and is a predicted model, not a curated record. Gene Ontology annotation, molecular function: oxidoreductase activity, acting on the CH-OH group of donors, NAD or NADP as acceptor; quinone binding. The coding region runs from base 283 to 999 and encodes 238 amino acids. The transcript is spliced from 5 exons.